AUGGAAGUUUAUACCAAUAAAAGUUUUUUGCAAUAUGAAAAUGUGGCACUCAAGAAGCCUGCCUAUAUGAGCACACCUGAUUCAACGUACAUCGCAAACAAUUGUGUUGACGGCAGCAAAGGAAAUAACAAUUUAUGUAAAUUGACGACCGAAACAACACCCUUUAAGAACUGGUUCAUAGUUGAUUUGACGAGAAAUUAUCAAGUUUUGUACGCUGUUUUAUACACAUUUGAUCUUCAAGGCAUGGAAGGCUUCAUUGUUGGGUUAUCGAACACGGUGAAUCAAAACUCAGAUGGCGCGAUACGAGGGACCUACGAUAAUUGCACCACUGGACCGAUAACUUAUAGCGCCUCAGCCCAACCGCUGAGAGUUGAUUGUAACUAUGGAAAUAACACAUACAGAUACGUGAUUGUCCAACAAUCAACUACUAAGGCUACUAGCGCUAAUAGGAUGACAUUUUCUGAACUGGAAGUCUACGGAUCUGAAAAUACUGUGUACAAGUAUGUCGGUUGUUUUAGGACCUUUCAAAAGCAGGCUACCUUCCACGAAUCCUCCCUUGAUAUAUGCAUCACAUUGUGUAAGGAAAUGAACUAUCCAUACGCUACUAUCAGGGAAAGACAUUGGUGUUUUUGUGCGGCAGUCGCUCCAACGGAUCUCUAUCCAUCCUCCUCUUGCUUCUCCUACUGCAACUCAGUCACUGGAGUCUGCGACGAGACUGAUCUGAACGCUGUUUAUUCAACACAACCCAGUCCAGGAUAUAUGGGAUGCUAUCUGGAUGCUGGUAGCAUCCUAAUCAACAGAGAUCUCAACCUGAAAUCGGUACAGAUGUCAGGGACAUUGACAAUUGAAAAAUGCUUAACUUACUGCUUAGAAAACGGCUUCUCGUACGCUGGAGUGCAGAGCAGUGCAUUUUGUAACUGUGGAAACACGUACGGAAAGUAUGGAAAGAUUUCCGAAAAUAUCUGCAACGCUGCAUGCUUUGCAACAAACUCGGGACAAGACAAAGCUGCUCACAAGUCCACCAUUGUACCACUCCAAACAGCGAGCUUAUUACUAAAUUUUUAUAGAAUUUAUUUUCGGAAAAUUGAAGAUUGCAACGUCAACAACGGUGAUUGUGGCAUCCACCCAUGCUCCUCAUUCCAAAUUGGAUCGACCGUCAUGACGGAAUGCGUUUGUAGGAUUGGCUACAUGAAAUAUUUCUACAACGAUUACUGUCAGCUGGUCAACAAUGUGUGCAAUGUUUUUCCAAACUUAUGCAACAACACGAUUUCCAGUUGUAUAGUUGUGGGUGGAGACUACUUAUGCAACUGCACAACUGGCUACCAACAUCCAACUAAUAGUUCGAAUAACAACACCAUCUGCAUAGAUAUCGACGAAUGUGCAACUUCAAAUCCAUGCAAUUCAACAAAUGAAUACUGCCUUAACACUAUUGGUUCAUAUCAGUGCUUGUGUCGACCUGGUUAUCAACUGAUUAGUAGUUCUUGCCAAGACGUCAACGAGUGUUUGAACGUCGGGACGAAUGUUUGCGAUGCUCAAACUUCAACGUGCGUCAACCAGAUUGGGACGUACAGUUGCUCGUGCUUCAAGGGCUUCGCCAAUAAAAACAAGUGGACCUGUGAAGACCUGGACGAAUGCCUGACAGACACUCACUCCUGUAACUCAUCCACUUCUUCCUGCGUAAACAAUGUUGGCACUUACAGCUGUUUGUGUAACAGUGGCUACUUUAACAAAGAUCAACACACUUGUGAAGUCUCUCAAGAAAAAAGUGUUCUAUUCGCAUUCAUCGCCAUCUUCAGCGCCGUUCUUUUGACGCUGAUUGGAUUCUUCUCAUACUGCACUGCUUCCAACCAGUUCAAAUAUGCACCUCUCAAUAGAGAAAUUGCCUGA
Messenger RNA from Helobdella robusta, 1887 nucleotides. RefSeq lists its product as hypothetical. The record is from RefSeq and is a predicted model, not a curated record. Gene Ontology annotation, molecular function: calcium ion binding. Lineage: Eukaryota; Metazoa; Annelida; Clitellata; Rhynchobdellida; Glossiphoniidae. The coding region runs from base 1 to 1887 and encodes 628 amino acids. The transcript is spliced from 14 exons.